Molecule: messenger RNA, 1773 nt
Organism: Bradysia coprophila
Lineage: Eukaryota; Metazoa; Arthropoda; Insecta; Diptera; Sciaridae
Gene: Fitm
Product: acyl-coenzyme A diphosphatase Fitm
Biological process (GO): lipid droplet organization; lipid storage; phospholipid biosynthetic process
Cellular component (GO): endoplasmic reticulum membrane
Molecular function (GO): coenzyme A diphosphatase activity
Source: RefSeq, a predicted model, not a curated record
CAAGACCGCACGGACCACACUGUAACGAUGACAUUUAGAGAAAUCGUGAAAUUACAAAAAAAACCUACGUUCUCCAUACCUUCGUAGCUUAUUAGUUUGGUUUAUUUUCGGCUAUUAAUUUCGCAUCGCAGGACAUUCAGCAAAACAAUUAAAGUUCAAAAAUCUCGACAGAAUUCACUAGACGAAAAAUCCGAAAAGAACAAAAGUUUAUUUUUGGAACGAACUUUUCAAUUUUUAUGAAUCAAAUUGUGGAUCAACAGACUAGCACAAACCGAAGAUGGCAACGAAACGACGGCCACUUCAUCAGCAAUCUGGAUCCAGCCAUCUGAACUUUCGUCCCAAUUUUGUGGAUGGACGGAAUGAACCCCGAGGAACUCGUCCGACCACCCAACCAUCCUCUGUCAAAGAAGUGAUUCUGUUAAUGGUAAUGCAUUUAUGCAAAAAAUCUAUCUUCUUCGACAUCAACCUAAAAGUGGCCUUGUACUUGGGAAGUUUAUUUCUGAUUUCGUUGAUCGGUGACUUCACGCCAUAUCCGCGGACAUAUUUUGCCAGAUCGGAUAAUUUGUUCAACGUUUAUUUCGUUAAAAUGGGCUGGGCCUGGACGUUAGUGUUAAGUUUACCGUUUCUGUUCAUGACAUCUUAUACGCUAUGUUGUGGCGAUUUGCAAAAAUUGAUGAAGCAUCAUUUACCACGCAUUUUUGUGGCCACCUUCUUCUGGUUCGUAUGGACUAAACUGUUCAACGUCAUCGAAAAUGCGUAUGGACAUUGUAACAACCGAAAGUUUGACUCGAAGACAAGUUGUUUAAAGGCAGGUGCAUUUUGGAAUGGCUUCGACAUAUCAGGCCAUGCAUUUAUUUUAAUUUACUCAAGUCUGGUGCUGAUCGAAGAGGCCAGGCCGAUCAUCGGCUGGGAAUACAUAAAAGAGCAUAUCCGAAACGAAGAGCACAACCGGGCAGUCGGAGAGAAGUCCUUAACGAAUCCGUUACGAAAUCUCAAAGAUGACGAAAUGAAAACGUUAAAGACUCUGUACGAAAAAUACACACCAGCCAUUCGAACAUUGUUCAUUGGUGUGACCGUACUGCAAUUGUUGUGGGAUAUAAUGUUGGUGUGUACGAUGUUAUAUUUCCAUAAAAUGAUUGAAAAAGUGCUGAGUGGCAUUUUUGCCAUAUUGACAUGGUACUUCUGCUAUCGUUUCUGGUAUCCAUCGUCAGUACUACCAGAUGUAGCCGGACGCGGGAUGUUUAUUUAUCAAAAAAACAAAAGUAAAUCCGCAGCGUCCAUACCAUUAAGACGUACAUCUAGCCUUUUGGCGCAGCAGACAUCUCGUAUAAACGAUGUACCACGAUUUAUGGGUAUGCCGUAUGGAGUAAAUGCUCAAACUGGAUCUGGACCUGGUGCAAGUUCAUCGGUUUCUUCAUUUUCCAAUAUGGAGAGCAAUCGCUUUCAAGACUAAAAUGCUGAUUUGUACGGAUUAUUUAAGGAUAGGGUAACUAAAAAUUGUAAAAAUUAGAUCAGUGCGACUAAAAGUUCUAUUUUCAAAUUAAAUUAAAUCAACGAAGUAAAUUUUUCUCUCUCUUUAAAUUUUCUUUUUUUUUACUUUAAAUUUCUAUAACAUUUUUAAUAUCAAUGGUGUUAGACAUCGCUGAAUUUAGAUUUUAUAUUUAUUUUUUAAUGUGUGGUGUGUGGAGGUAUAUAUUUACACGAUACGAAGUCGGAUUGUUCGUUCAAAGAGAAACAAAAAAGUGAAUAAAUCUAUUCAAGUUGCUAAAAGUC